Messenger RNA from Otolemur garnettii (small-eared galago), 1295 nucleotides. It is a transcript of the gene ANKRD49, whose product is annotated as ankyrin repeat domain 49. NCBI's taxonomy places the organism in Eukaryota, Metazoa, Chordata, Mammalia, Primates, Galagidae. The transcript has 3 exons. The record is from RefSeq and is a predicted model, not a curated record. Gene Ontology annotation, molecular function: protein binding. The coding region runs from base 246 to 965 and encodes 239 amino acids.
UUCUCUUCUGAAAGGUGGAUGUGUCUUGCCGGGUCUCGGACCUCGCUUGCUGGUAAACGCGCGUCAUCUGAGAGCUGCUGGGCUCGUACCGGUGAGGGACAUGUCGAUCCAUGCCGAGCUCUGCAAGUCAUGCCGCGUCUUGGGUCCCAGGAUCUUGGUGAAUAACAUAAAGCAGACAUAAUUCAUCUCUAGAAACAUUGGUAUCCUGGAAUUUGAAAUGCUUUUUAUUUAGAAUAAUAGUAAGAAUGGAAAAAGGAAAAGUAAAUGAUAGUGGAAAACCAGACCCAGAGAAUUCCUUGGACUUUUCUGAACACUUCAAUCAACUUGAAUUGUUGGAGACACAUGGACACCUUAUUCCCACUGGUACUCAAAGUCUCUGGGUAGGCAAUUCUGAUGAAGAUGAGGAGCAAGAUGAAAAGAAUGAAGAAUGGUAUCAAUUGCAAGAAAAAAAAAUGGAAAAAAAUCCAAGCAAAUUGCUUCUUUGGGCUGCUGAAAAAAAUCGGCUUACUACAGUGCGGAGACUACUUUCUGAAAAGGCCGCUGAUGUGAACACUAGGGAUGAGGAUGAAUAUACCCCUCUUCAUCGAGCAGCCUACAGUGGACACUUAGAUAUUGUCCGCGAGCUGAUUGCGCAAGGGGCAGAUGUUCACGCAGUGACUGUGGAUGGCUGGACCCCCCUACACAGUGCUUGUAAGUGGAAUAACACCAGAGUGGCUUCUUUCUUACUUCAGCACGACGCAGAUAUCAACGCCCAAACAAAAGGCCUCUUGACCCCCUUACAUCUUGCGGCUGGGAACAAAGACAGCAAAGAUACCCUGGAACUCCUCUUGAUGAACCGUUAUAUCAAACCAGGUCUGAAAAACAACUUGGAAGAAACUGCAUUUGAUAUCGCCAGAAGAACAAGUAUCUAUCACUACCUCUUUGAAAUUGUGGAAGGCUGUACAAAUUCUUCACCUCAGUCUUAACAGUUCUAGUAAUUUUUUUAAGUUCCUAAGUAUCAGUGCCUCCUUUAUGUGAGCUGUAAAAUAUUCCCCUUAGGCAAAGUUGCCAUGAAAUGUCUUACUGCAGAAAUGUGGUGACACUCAUCAUAAUGCUCUUCCAAGUGAAUUGCCUGACCUUGAUGUCAAAAUAUAUUUGAAAGUUGUUUGGAUAUUUCUUAAAUGAUUUCUGUGGAGUUUGUGAUUUUUACCAGAAAAUCUUUAAACUGCCUAUACUUAAAAACUUGACACGGGUUGUAUAGAAAUUAAUGAUAUUUUUGGUGCUGAUUCAAGAGAAAUGUAUUUUUAAAUAUCCCA